Messenger RNA from Glycine soja, 1180 nucleotides. Its product is annotated as fasciclin-like arabinogalactan protein 12. The record is from RefSeq and is a predicted model, not a curated record. Lineage: Eukaryota; Viridiplantae; Streptophyta; Magnoliopsida; Fabales; Fabaceae. The transcript has a single exon. The coding region runs from base 104 to 979 and encodes 291 amino acids.
CCACCAUAUCAUCAAUGCAUCAAGUGCCCAUUGCCAAUACAAAUCCUACCAUUUCUACUCCUUUCCAAAAGAACCAGAGCCUUCAUUUACCAAAACUAAAAUCAUGAUGAAAAAGCAAUGUCUCUUGUCCUUCUCACUAGCACUGCUAGUUUCAUUUUUGUAUUUCACCACCACUUUAGCCCAAUUAUCACCAGCUUCUGCCCCUCAAAAACCAGCCCAACAUACCCCUACAGCACCAGCUGCAGCUCCUAAACCAUUGGUUCCCUCAUUGCCACAGUCACCAAGUGAUUCAACCCCUGACAGUACUCCAGCUGUUGACAUUGUUGGAAUCCUGAGGCAGGCAAAGUCAUUCAACAUCCUAAUCCGCCUCAUGAAAACCACCCAAUUGAUCAACCAACUCAAUGCACAGCUCCUCACUACUAAAUCAGGCGGCAUUACCAUUCUUGCACCCGAUGACAGUUCCUUCUCAGAACUCAAAGCAGGCUUCCUCAACUCUCUUUCUGAUGGACAGAAGCUCGAGCUCUUACAGUUCCAUGUUCUUUCAGACUACGUGUCUAGCUCCAAUUUUGAUACUCUGACGAAUCCAGUGAGAACACUUGCAGGGGCUAAGCCAGGAAAGGUGGAACUGAAUGUGAUAAGUUAUGGUGGGAGUGUGAACAUCUCAACAGGUGAGGUUAACACCACCAUCACUGGCAUUGUAUAUACUGAUAAGCAUCUUGCUAUAUAUAAGGUGGGGAAGGUGCUUCUUCCUAUGGAUUUCUUUGCUGUGGCCAAGGCACCAGCAAAGGCACCUUCUCUGGCACCAGAACCUUCAGCAAAGGCUCCUAAAGCUGAUAAGGAUCCAUUAUCCCCAGAUACCUCAGAAUCUUCUCAAACUAAUCCCACAACCGAGAACUCUGGCACAGUGAAAAUCAAUGUGCAUGGAAAGUGGGUAUCCCUUGUUUUUGGAAUAAUUCUCAUGACUGUAUUCUCAUCAUAAACCAUUGCAUACCAUGUAGUUAAUAUUCAAGAGUGUUAUGAUUGUGAGAAAGGAGUGAGUACUGAGUGCUUUAGUGGUGAGUUUAUCAGAGUGGAUUAGGGAUAUGAGAUUGUUGUAUCCCUCUAUGAAUUUAUUCUGAGGUAUGCUAUAUAUGAUUGCUUCAUAUAUUUUUUAUGCACACUUCCACGGUGGUUGGUUCAA